Messenger RNA from Osmerus eperlanus (European smelt), 3014 nucleotides. Its product is annotated as E3 ubiquitin-protein ligase TRIM35-like. Bases 70 to 1815 code for a protein of 581 amino acids. Gene Ontology annotation, molecular function: zinc ion binding; protein binding; ubiquitin protein ligase activity. The transcript is spliced from 5 exons. The record is from RefSeq and is a predicted model, not a curated record. Lineage: Eukaryota; Metazoa; Chordata; Actinopteri; Osmeriformes; Osmeridae. Gene Ontology annotation, cellular component: cytoplasm. Gene Ontology annotation, biological process: protein ubiquitination.
AAAUUACAAGAUAAGGAUACUCUGCAGUAGGCUAUAUUUCAAUAUUAGCAGCAGCAUUUUUCAGAAACCAUGGCUGAAAAAUUUGAGAGUUACUUGAACUGUCACGUCUGCUCUGAGACUUUCAGAGAUCCUGUGUCUCUGGGCUGCCACCACAGCUUCUGCUCCAGCUGUCUGACUAAGUUCUGGGAUCAGGCUAAAAACAAGAACUGUCCAGUCUGUAAGAGAAAAUCCUCUAAAGAGAUUCCAGGUAUCAACUUUUCUUUGAAGGAUUUAGCUGACUCAUUUGCUGGGAGACAGAAAGCAGGAUCGUCUGAAGAGAGGAGAGGAGAGGAGGAGGUGGAGGUGUGUAGCAAACACUCAGAGGAGUCUAAGACAGUGGCUGGUGUCGUCAGAGAGUCUGAGGUGCUUUGCAGUCUGCACAGUGAGAAGAUCCGGCUGUUCUGUCAGGAGGAUAAAGAACCCGUCUGCGUGGUGUGUCAAACCUCCAGAAAACACAGAUCUCACACCUGUGUCCCAGUAGACGAAGCUGCCCAGGAUCACAGGGAAGAAAUUCAGACUGCCCAGAAGCCCUUAGAAAAGAAGCUAGAGGACUGUAAUAAAGUUAAACUAACGUGUGAAAAGAUUGCAGAACACAUUGAGACCCAGACAGUAAACACAGAGAAGCAGAUAAAGGAGAAGUUCAACAAGCUUCACCAGUUUCUACACGAGGAAGAAGAGGCCAGGACUGCAGCUCUGAGGAGAGAGGGCAAAGAGAAGAGUGAGACAAUGAAAGAAAAGAUUGAGGGAAUAAAUAGAGAGAUGGCCUCACUUUCAGACACAAUUGAAGCCAUAAAGCAGGAGCUAAAUGCAGAUGAUGUGUCAUUCCUGCAGCAUUUCAGAAUCACAGAGAAGAAAGCCCAGGUCACACUGCCGGAUCCACAGCUGGUCUCAGGAGCGCUGAUAGACGUGGCCAAACACCUCGGCAACCUGGCCUUCAGAGUGUGGGAGAAGAUGAGGGGGGUGGUCAGCUUCACUCCUGUCAUUCUGGACCCCAACACUGCAGCUCUCUGUCUCUCUCUGUCUGAUGAUCUGACCAGUGUUAGACAGUCAGGCUCAGAGCAGAAGCUCCCUGACAACCCAGAGAGGAACACCAACUACACCACUGUUCUGGGUUCUGAGGGGUUCAGCUCAGGGAAGCACAGCUGGGAGGUGGAGGUGGGGGACCACCCUGACUGGAAAAUAGGUGUGGCCAGAGAGUCAGUAGACAGGAAAGGAGAGAUAAAAGUAUCCCCAAAGUAUGGAGUCUGGUGUAUAAAGCAGAUGAGUGGUAAGUACACCAUUGGUCUGCGUAAGAUUCUCCGUCUGAAGAGGAGACUCCAGAGGAUCAGAGUUCAGCUGGACUGGGACAGGGGGGAGGUGUCCUUCUACGACCCUGAAGACAUGACUCACAUCGACACUUAUAAAGACUCCUUCACUGAGAAACUCUACCCAUACUUCUCUAUUGGAGAAGGUGGUGAUGCCAAACACCCUGAUGUGAAGAUCUGCCAAUCAGAGAUGUUGAUGAUUGAGGAGGAGGAGGAGGAGGAGGAGGAGGAGGAGAAGGAGGAGGAGGAGGAGGAAGAGGAAGAGGAAGAGGAAGAGGAAGAGGAGGAGGAGGAGGAGGAGGAGGAGGAGGAGGAGGAGGAGGAGGAGGAGGAGGAGGAGGAAGAGGGGGAGGAGGAGGAGGAGGGGGAGGAAGAGACCAGGUGGGAAGAUGAUGAUGAGGAUGAUGAUGAUAAACAAGACUAUGUUUCAGACUUCUGUGCCCGCUACCUGCAAUCUAGGGACUUAGUCUGACAACCGUCUGGUGGUCCCACCGCUCAAGAGCGCCCGUCCCAACACAAGCUCUUCUCCUGUCUGGCCCCCCAAUGGUGGAAUCAACUGCCCACCUCCAUCAGACAGACACUGACUGUCUCCCCACCUUCAAGAAAAGGCUCAAGACGCACUUGUUUCGGGAGUACAACGGUACUCAGGAAUGAUUGGCUGGACCUGUUGUUUCCUCCAGGAUCACAAUGACUCUUAUUGAGAGACUUGUUGGUUAGUUGUAACUGUACUUUAUACACCUCUGUGCUCUGCAGGUCACUCAUGAAGGAUGUUAGUGCUGUUAAAUAUUAAUAUUUCUGACAGCAGAGCAAGAGGUUGCCAGUUCAAAUGUCUCCCUGUAUGUUGCUUUAGAUGAAAGCAUCUGUUAAAUGAACACAUUAUUAUUGUUAUGAUAAACGUGUCAACCUGUCCAAUUCAGGUAACAUAUGAUCCUACAUGUAUGUUAGUCACAUACAGUAUGAAGGUGUUGGAGUUGGGCCUCGGCCCUCAUACUGGGUCUGUUGCAUCUCUGUUGUAUCUCUGUUGUAUCUCUGUUGUAUCUCUAUCAUCUGCUGCUUCUAUGAGAAGGUAGGAUGCAGUACUGGGGAUAUGAUGUCAUACCUACAACAUGUAGAUAUUCUUUAUAUGUGUGUUUCGUGGGGAGGAGGGCUUGAUCAUGUAUCGUGUAUUUAGAUCUCUGAAAGGAGGUGUGGUGGAAGGCGGGGGUUGAUGUAUUCAUGUUAAGAUAUCUUUGUAGUGGAGUUAUAUAAUAAUGACUGGAUCUAGGGGUUCUGGGGUGAUGUAGUAAUGACCUGAGGUAUUGAUGUUGGAGGGGAUUUUAUCACUGUCACAGACAUUUGGGAGUGUGUUCUUUGUAGACUCUGAGAUGAGCAGAAAGUUUGUGAAUUCAAAUAAUUAUAUUUUCAAAUGUGUUAAUGAGGGGUUAGGAUUAAGCAGCUUGUAUGUUGUCCAAUGACUGACUCAAGCAGAGUUUGUGUUGUUUGAUUUAUGUAGUAAAAUAAAUGGUAAACUGAUGGCAAAUUGUUUGUUCCCUGACUCUCAUCUACAACCUGAUUUUGUGAAUCUCGAAUCGGGCAAAUCUCUGCAAGUCAAGAGAACAUGUUGGAUACUAGAGAUUGUCUAGUAACGUUUACCUUUUUGGACAAGUACCCGAUAAUGUACCACCUUAUGAA